Messenger RNA from Pseudonaja textilis, 1567 nucleotides. RefSeq names its product SPNS lysolipid transporter 3, sphingosine-1-phosphate (putative) (gene SPNS3). Gene Ontology annotation, biological process: transmembrane transport. Gene Ontology annotation, molecular function: transmembrane transporter activity. NCBI's taxonomy places the organism in Eukaryota, Metazoa, Chordata, Lepidosauria, Squamata, Elapidae. Gene Ontology annotation, cellular component: membrane. The record is from RefSeq and is a predicted model, not a curated record.
GGCAGUACUGAUGAGGAAGAUGGCUGAAGGAGUGAUCCCAGACCUGCCGCCUCCAUCCCCUGCCUCUGUCAAGGCUUAUGGAACCAUGGAAUCAGCUGAGCAACCCCCUCAGGGAUCGUCGCAGCCACCCACCAGAAGGGCUUACAUCGCUAUUGCUACACUUUGCCAUCUGAACCUGGUGAAUUACAUGGACUGGUUUCUUGUAGCAGGAGUCCUUCUGGACAUACAGAAAUAUUUUAAUCUUACAGACCAGACUGCGGGCCUGUUACACACUGUUUUCAUUCUCUGUUUCUUGUUCUCGGCUCCUGUUUUUGGAUAUCUUGGGGACCGAUACAAUCAGAAAAUCAUCCUCAGCAUUGGAAUAUCCUUCUGGUCAACAGUUACCUUUUGUAGUUCCUUCAUCCCUGCUUCGAUGCCCUGGCUGUUUUUUAUUUCACGGGGACUGGUGGGUGUUGGUACCUCCAGUUUUUCCACCAUAGCACCUACCAUCAUUGCUGACUUGUUUGAGAAAGACUAUCGGACAUGGAUGUUGUCAGUCUUCUACAUCUUCAUACCUGUUGGAAGUGGACUCGGUUAUAUCCUGUCAUCUGGAGUGGCGCGUGCAAGCGGUUUUUGGGGCUGGGGCUUCAGGGUUACUCCUUUUAUGGGAAUUACAGGCUUGAUUCUCCUGAUUAUUUUAAUCCCUAAACCAACGAACAAGAAACUCAAACCUGGCAAGCGUACCAGAUCCUCAACCUGGUUCAAAGACAUUUCUUCUCUUUGCAAAAACUGGAGCUUUAUAGGAUCCUCGCUGGGUGUAACUUCCAUGGGUUUCAUCACUGGCGCUCUCGGUUUCUGGAUUCCUGUGUUCCUUUACAGAGCUGAGGUUGUUUUGGGUAUUAUACAACCAUGCAGCAAACAACCAUGUAAAAACCACAACAGUGAGAUAUUUGGAGGGAUCACCAUAGCAACUGGCAUUUUGGGGGUCGUCAUUGGAGCAGAAGCUGCCCGAAGAUACAAGAAGGUUAACACCAAGGCUGACCCUCUUAUCUGUGCAGUAGGCUUGUUCAGUUCAUCUCCCUGCAUGUAUUUGGCUAUUAUGCUGGCUGAGAAGAGUAUUGUAGCUGCAUAUAUUCUUAUUGCCCUUGCGGUAUUUUUUUUAUCUUUAAACUGGGCCAUUGUGGCUGACAUCCUCUUGUAUGUAGUGAAACCCGCCUGUCAGUCAACUGCACUUUCCCUUCAAAUUUUUAUGAGCCAUUUGCUGGGUGAUGCUGGCAGCCCCUACCUCAUCGGAAUUAUUGCAAAUACAAUCAAGGUGCACCAAAGAGAUAAUUCCACUCUCUGGGAUUUCCAGAGUCUGAAGUACAGUUUUGUGGUUUGCAUUUUUGUUGGUGUCCUCGGAGGAGGCUGUUUCCUCAUGACGGCUGUUCAUAUUGAAGAAGAUUCAAAGAAAGCAGCAGCACCAGCCACACCACUACCAGUGACACCAGGCAUUGAGAACAAAAGCUACGACUUUCAGGGAGAUGGCAACCCUGACAUUUCUACCUCUAUUCCGAUUUCCAUUUUUGCAAAGAAGGAAAAAGCCUGA